AGAAGGGGAAGGGAGUAAAUCAUUUCUCGCUCUGCGUGGUCGGGUUCGAGCUAAAAAAUCCUCUAAAACCCUAGAACCUCUAAAACCCUAUACCAAUCGUCUGGAGUUAAGGGAUGGCGACUUCAGUUCUUCUCAGGUCUUUGAGGCGUUCAACGCCUUCUCUUUCUUCUCGUGGAUGCUGGACUGGCAAUGCCAAUGUGUCGUGGGCCAACUCUCCUUUGGGUUUCAAAUUGGCAAGUUUGUGUAGACCAUUCAGCUCAAGACCUGCCGGGAAUGAUGUUAUUGGUAUUGACUUGGGAACCACCAACUCAUGUGUUGCAGUCAUGGAAGGAAAGAAUGCAAAAGUAAUUGAAAAUUCUGAAGGAGCUCGAACAACACCAUCUGUGGUUGCCUUCAACCAGAAAGGUGAACUUCUUGUGGGAACUCCAGCCAAACGUCAGGCUGUUACAAACCCAACAAACACAGUUUUUGGAACUAAGCGUCUUAUUGGGAGAAGGUUUGAUGAUCCCCAGACACAGAAAGAAAUGAAAAUGGUUCCAUACAAAAUUGUAAAGGCCCCUAAUGGAGAUGCUUGGGUUGAAGCUAAUGGACAGCAAUAUUCACCAAGCCAGGUUGGGGCUUUUGUUCUGACUAAGAUGAAAGAAACUGCAGAAUCGUACCUUGGAAAGACUGUUUCUAAGGCAGUGAUUACAGUUCCAGCAUAUUUCAAUGAUGCACAGAGACAAGCAACAAAGGACGCAGGGAGAAUUGCUGGACUAGAUGUACAAAGAAUUAUUAAUGAGCCUACUGCGGCAGCACUUUCCUAUGGCUUAAAUAAUAAAGAAGGUCUCAUAGCAGUCUUUGAUCUUGGUGGUGGGACUUUUGAUGUUUCUAUCCUUGAAAUCUCAAGUGGUGUUUUUGAGGUUAAAGCAACCAAUGGAGACACAUUUUUGGGUGGGGAGGAUUUUGACAAUGCCCUUCUAGAAUUUUUAGUCAGUGAGUUCAAGAGAACUGAGGGGAUUGAUCUUUCAAAAGACAGGCUUGCUCUGCAAAGGCUUCGAGAAGCAGCAGAGAAAGCUAAGAUAGAACUGUCAUCAACAUCCCAGACUGAGAUCAAUCUGCCAUUUAUCACAGCUGAUGCAUCGGGUGCAAAGCAUUUGAACAUCACGUUGACCAGAUCAAAGUUUGAGAGUCUGGUGAACACUUUGAUUGAGAGGACCAGAAACCCAUGUAGGAACUGUCUGAAGGAUGCUGGCAUAUCUGUCAAGGAGGUGGAUGAGGUUCUUUUGGUUGGAGGGAUGACACGUGUUCCCAGAGUACAAGAAGUAGUUGCAGAAAUCUUUGGUAAGAGUCCAAGCAAAGGGGUAAAUCCAGAUGAAGCAGUUGCUAUGGGAGCUGCAAUUCAGGGCGGUAUCCUUCGUGGUGAUGUCAAGGAGCUGCUUCUCCUGGACGUCACUCCUCUGUCACUUGGUAUUGAAACUCUGGGUGGUAUUUUCACCAGAUUGAUUAACAGAAAUACAACCAUUCCCACAAAGAAGAGUCAGGUCUUCUCUACAGCAGCUGAUAACCAGACUCAGGUGGGUGUCCGAGUGCUGCAAGGUGAGCGUGAAAUGGCAACUGAUAACAAGCUCCUGGGAGAGUUUGAGCUUGUGGGUAUUCCACCUGCUCCAAGGGGUAUGCCCCAGAUUGAAGUCACAUUCGACAUAGAUGCCAAUGGUAUCGUCACUGUUUCUGCAAAGGACAAGGCCACUGGGAAAGAACAACAGAUCACUAUAAGAUCAUCUGGAGGGCUGUCUGAAGAUGAGAUUGAGAAAAUGGUCAAGGAAGCAGAGCUCCAUGCGCAGAAAGACCAAGAGAGAAAAGCCUUGAUUGAUAUCAAGAACAGUGCAGACACAACGAUCUACAGUAUAGAGAAGAGCCUUGGUGAGUAUAGAGAUAAAAUUCCAGCGGAGGUUGCCACAGAGAUUGAAUCUGCUGUGUCAGAUUUGAGAAAUGCCAUGAAUGGUGAGGACAUAGACGAGAUAAAGUCAAAACUGGACGCCGCAAAUAAGGCUGUGUCAAAGAUUGGCCAGCACAUGGCCGGAGGCUCUGGUGGUUCUUCCUCCUCUGGGUCUCAGGGUGGUGAUCAGGCUACUGAGGCAGAGUACGAGGAAGUGAAGAAGUAAAGCCCUAGAAGGCUACAAGUGACUUUUAUUCUUGGGUAACCUAAUUUCACAAUUUUCUUAAUGUGUUGAAUGCCUGUAACAAUAUUAGCAGUUUUUUGUAUCUCGACGGCUGGGGGUUAUUAGAACUUUCCCAGGCAUUGGAAAUUGCGGAUGCAAUCGGAAACUUGUUCAAUAGAUGGGGCUCAUAAAUGGCAUGUGGUAGCUGGAAUUUAUUGAUUUAAUUUUUCUUUCCCUUGAUCAGCUAAAUGCAUGGUUGCUGGAAAGCAUGGAAAUAUACACUGUUUUUAUC
Messenger RNA from Nelumbo nucifera (sacred lotus), 2433 nucleotides. Its product is annotated as heat shock 70 kDa protein, mitochondrial. The record is from RefSeq and is a predicted model, not a curated record. Lineage: Eukaryota; Viridiplantae; Streptophyta; Magnoliopsida; Proteales; Nelumbonaceae. Gene Ontology annotation, molecular function: ATP-dependent protein folding chaperone; ATP binding. Gene Ontology annotation, biological process: protein folding.